Molecule: messenger RNA, 3580 nt
Organism: Temnothorax curvispinosus
Lineage: Eukaryota; Metazoa; Arthropoda; Insecta; Hymenoptera; Formicidae
Product: protein DENND6A
Exons: 10
Coding region: 612-2342 (576 amino acids)
Cellular component (GO): recycling endosome
Molecular function (GO): guanyl-nucleotide exchange factor activity
Source: RefSeq, a predicted model, not a curated record
UUCUUGGGCACCGCGGACCGUCACACGGAGGUUAUAAACAUCUGGUCGCUGGUAUCCAAACGCUAUGAAGAAUCUCUUCGACAGGGCGAGGAUCGUUAUCCGGAGUCGGGAAACAUAUGGAGGUUUCAACGGUUGUGCGUGCACAGCCAAGUGCAACGACAUGAGUAAACGCACCCACCGCGUGGCGUUAAGCGUGUCUACUCCUGGCUGGACCAGCCUCUGACUCGGCCUUCCAAGCGGGAAGGCUCUAUUCAGCUCCUGGAGAGCGGGACGUUAUAUAUAUGUGGAUUUAACUUUCUUUAAGUAUCGCCAAACAGGGUACAGAAUUUCGAGACUAGCCGUAGUCGUAGAGAAUUGAGGAUUAGCGCAAUCAACUGGAAGAGAUUUAUGCAUUUAUAGAGUUGAUGCAUAUAUAGUAUACAAAUAUAUAUGUAUAGUGCUCGUAUUCAGAAUCUUCAUGCGAUCUAUUGUAACAUGACAUAAUUGUUAGUCAAGUGCCAGUGCAAGUGUCAAUGCAGUUAAAGAUAAUCAUGUUGUAUAACGAUGAAUGACACACGUAAUAAUAUAUGAGACAAGUGACUAGAUUAGCGGGAUAAGUAGAAAAUAGAACAAUGUCAGUUCCUUCCUGCUCAACAAGUAAAGGACUGGAUAAUGAGGUUAUCGAGGAGGAGGUAGCUUAUCAAAAAUGGGAACGUUUUAGUAACUGGGUGCAUUGUAUGUGCAUCGUCACCUUCGAUCUUGAGUUGGGUCAAGCUAUAGAGGCAAUUUAUCCGAAUCAUGUUGAACUGUCGGAGCAAGAGAGAUCCAAUGUCUGUUACUUAGCCUUUCCCGACUCCAAUUCUGGAUGUAUGGGAGAUACUCAAUAUCACGUAAGAAUAAGACAAAGUGGCAAAAUGAUGCAAGAAACUAACGCCAUCAAAGAAUACGACAGGAAAUCACCUUCUUUUCUACAAACCGAUAGAGAUUAUUACUGGGGAUACGUAUAUUUCCGGCAAGUGAAGGAUAAGUCGUUGCCAAGAGGAUAUUUUCAAAAGAGCGUUGUCAUAAUUACAAAACUGCCGUUUGUCAAUUUGUUCGGUGAAUUAUGCGCUCUGAUCGCGCCGGAAUUUUUCGAGGCUGGAACAGCGCUUAUGGAGGCUGUGGUGCGCGAGAUUGAUCACUGGCCUCCUCCAGUUCCGGGCCAGAUAGUUCACUUACCUCUCAUUGGAGUGUUAUUCCAGACAUAUAUUCCAAACUCAAAUUACAAAGCCGCUGUUCCAUCGAUUGCCGCCAUGGAGCACGCACCGAACGUGCACGCAACGCGAAGACUGAUGCUGACAUCGGCAUACGAGGGCGACAUGUUCCGGAGCUUAGCCAGUGUUGUUAGUUACGUGCACUUACUGUGGGAACUAGUGCUUCUUAGCGAGCCAAUCGUUGUAAUGGCAGGCUCACCGACCACGUGUUCCGAGAUGGUUCAAGCGCUUAUAGCUAUGAUCGCGCCGUUGAAGUACUGUGCCGAUCAUCGCCCGUAUUUCACUAUUCACGACUCGGAAUUCAAAGAGUAUACCACAGAUUCUCCGUCACCGCCUGCUGUGAUCCUGGGCGUGACGAAUCCAUUCUUUGCAAAGACUCUGCAACACUGGCCGCACAUCAUCCGGAUAAGUAACGGCAAUAACAGCGAAGAUCAGAAAUAUAAAAUCAAGAGAUCUGAAAAUCUGAAGGUGCUGGACUCGAAGCCUGGCGUUUACACACAGUACAAGCCCUUCCUGCAAAAAGACAAGACUAUAUUGAAGAAACUGUUCAGGGGCAUUCAAACGAAACGGCCGGGCGAAGUGCAGACCGCGCUUUUGAAACGUCACUUGAUAGAGCUAACGGAAAGCUUCAUGAUUCCGCUCGAGAGAUACAUCGCGACCCUUAUGCCACUGCAAAAAAACAUAUCACCCUUUAAGGCAACUCCUACACCACAAAUGUUCAAUCCAGAUGACUUCCUAGCUAGCUUAAGUAGCUCCGGCCCCCAAUUAACUACAGGCAUAAAAGGAGAUUGGGUAGGACUGUACAAACGAUUCUUUCGAUCGCCGAACUUCUCCGGAUGGUUCCACACAAGAUAUACGGAGCUGAGUCAGCAGUUGCAAGUUAAACAAUUGGAGAAAUUGUCGCAGGCGGAUUUGAAAACGUGGGUGCAAGGGAAACAAGAGGUGGAAAUAGUCGAUAUGAUUCUCAGAAUUCGCCAGAAGUUGGAGAGAAGUUGCAUCGAUGACGUACCAAUCGAUAAUUCGGUAAGAAAGAGACUGCGAGAGAGAAUAAAUGACAUUACGCAUGUAUUGCCGGAUGAUUUAAAGGUAAUUUUAAGACACGAAUCUUGACAGUACGAGUAUGUUAUUAAUUACAAAACUCGCUAGCGUUGUAUUUGUAUAUUUUUAAGAGCCGGGGGUCGUAAUUUAAGUCAACUCAAAAAGACGUAAUAUGUUAAGAGAAUUUUAAUGCUCUGUCUCCUUCCUAUUUAUAACGUAAACGAAUGAGCGAGAAAGCAUGUUACACAGUUAUAGUUUGAAUAUACGAUGAAUUAUAUUGUGUUACAAGAGGAUUAUACGUACUUUAAUCUGCAAUUCGAAAUACUCGCCACAGAACGGGUUAAUGAAGUAAAUCUACUGUAUAUAUAACAGAAAUUAAUCGUGAAAACAUUUUCUUACGUGUUUAAUCAUAUCACUUAACCCUUUGAGUACGUAACAAUACUGAAUGUUCUGCGAAUGGUCGGAACUCAGCUGGCGAUAAAAAACAAUGUUCUUUUUCACAUCGAGCUUGAAUAUCGAGAGAUUGCGUGACAUAUAACUGAAUUUACUAAAAAUACUUGCCUUUUCUGCAAUUAUACUUCUGAUAUUAUUUAUUUAUACAUAUUUUUAUAUACAUGAGUUUAUUUGUACAUAAAUUAUCUCGUAGAUAAAUUAAAAAGGAAAUGCGUUGAACGCAUCCACGGUAUUCAAAGGGCUACGUAUUUAACGCUUUUAUACUCAGAAACAUAAUAUUUCGUAAAUUUAUGUGAUCUUACUUUGCUAUGUUAAGCUUGACUGAUUAAUAGACUUUCUUGAUUUUUUUUCAUGUCAAUUCAAUAGCUUCCAUCCUCUACUCGACCAAGUCAUUCCGAUUAAUGAUUUUUUAUAUAUGCAGCAAUCUUUUUUGUUAUCAAGUACCGAUAAAUACUCUAUUUGGGGAUAGUGAGCGUUAACAAUAAUUAAUUGUAAUCUCAUGAAAAUAAGCAUGAAUUUCAAAUGGGAUAUGUGGAGAUUGAGAUGUUAAGCGAUGUAUAUACAUUUUUUAGAUCUGUAAAUAUUGGUACAAACGAUGCGUAUAUAUAAUAAAAAUUUAUUUUAAUACAUAUAUAUAAGAUAUUAUUAUAUUUAUAUCUACAAUUUUUACAUGUAAAACACUUGGUAUAAGCGUUAUAAAAUGAAACCGUUAAAGCCUUUUUCCGAUAAAGCUUUUAUUUACUAUAUUUUACUAGAACAGUAUUUCGUAAUUAGGUAUCGCAGCUGCGAACGACGUGCGUAGGGUAGAAGAAACAUUAGCUUAUAAGAGGUAAUAUUAUAUUUUAUUUUAUUUCUUA